AUGAUUCUACAUUUUCGUUAUAAUAUUUAUCAACAAAAGUUUGAGAGUGAACAGAAUACUCCACAUCCUCAAAUUUAUAUGAAAGCUCUUUUCUUAGGAAAUCAUCUAUGCUCAAUUUUUAAUUAUUUUCAUAAAUUCUUUGCCUAUAGAAAAUUAAAUUUUGAAGAUCUUUCAAAUUAAAAUCUAUCUCUGUUAUUGCUAGAAAGAAUUCUUAAUCGACUCCAUAUGUUUAUUAGUGCUUAAAUAAUUCACAAAAAGUGCAUUUUUUUUGAUAAAUUUUUAUUGGAAAUCCAUCAAAUGUCACGAUUUCGGACUCAUAAUAUUCAUAUUAUUCAUCAUCACACUAACUUAUUUUCUAAAUCCCUUAUAAAGAUUAAUUUGUUAUGUCCUAAACGUUUUAUACAAGAUCUAUUCUUUAUUUACGCAUAGCUAUAUGACUUAAAUUAUCAUAGCUCAUACCCAAAAAAUCCAAAUAUUCUUGGGAGUAACCCAUUUCGAUUGUUUCAAUUUCCUUUGAUUGUAAGCUCAACCUUCCUAAUGAGUAUGAAUACAUUUUACUUACACUCUGCUAUUAGGUAUACUGCUUCAUAAAAUUAUAGCAUACAUUCUUAAACUAUAAAAACUCAUACUCUCUUAAAUUUUAAAUAUAUUCAUCUGUAUUCUUUAUAACAUUUUUUAAAAAAUAUGCUAAAUUGUAGAAGUUUUAUAUUGGUUUUUCAGCAACAGCGUACUAGAUCUAAGGAAUUUUUUAAAUUAUUUAUAAGGCUUAUUCCAUUAUGA
This is a messenger RNA of Tetrahymena thermophila SB210, 780 nucleotides long. RefSeq lists its product as hypothetical. The record is from RefSeq and is a predicted model, not a curated record. The transcript has a single exon. NCBI's taxonomy places the organism in Eukaryota, Ciliophora, Oligohymenophorea, Hymenostomatida, Tetrahymenidae.